AACAUUUGGCUGUAUACACUUCGAACUUUUCAAAAUUUCGGUACCUAAAGUAAUGAUUGUAAACAGUCAAGUAGUGUAGUUCAAAUGGACCGUCCCAAGGAAGAACAUGUCAAAUUUGUCAGUUUGGCUGGAGGUCUCACCGGAUGCAUCACUCGAGUAGUGGUUCAGCCGUUCGAUGUGCUGAAAAUUCGUUUGCAGCUUCAGGUGGAACCGAUUUACGCAAAAUCGGUGGCUUCCAAAUACCGCACCAUACCCCAAUCCGUUGGAUUGAUCUUUCGCGAGGAAGGAAUUUCAGCGUUUUGGAAAGGCCACAAUCCCGCCCAGAUGCUUUCGAUGGUCUACGGGGUAACGCAGUUCACCAGUUAUGAAUGGGCAAAUGAACAGCUGCGACAACUUUCGAUGUUCGAAGGUCACGACCGUGCCCGGAACUUUGCUGGUGGUGCCUUCAGUGGAACCUUUUCGGCCUUGUUUGUGAUGCCAUUCGAUGUGAUCAAGACCCGGCUAAUAUCCCAGGAUCCGAAAGGAGCAUCUGGGUACACAAGUUCCUGGCAUGCCGCCCGGCACAUUUAUGUCACGGAAGGUUUGCGGGGCCUGUACCGAGGUUUUGGACCCGCGCUGCUCCAUAUGGCACCUCUCACUGGGGGUCAGUAUCUGUUUUACAACCUGUUCGGAAACAUCUUCAAAGAGGUCGAACAUUUGCCGCCGAACGAGUGCUUGUCAACGACACGGUUGCUGCUUUGUGGAGCCCUCGCGGGAAUCUGCACCAAAACGAUCGUGUAUCCGUUCGAUUUGAUCAAGUGUCGACUGCAGAUUCAAAAUUUCUAUCAAGCGCGGAAGACCUUCGGGGAGCACUUCGUUUGUACGCACAUGUUACAGUGUUUGGUGAAGGUUGGUCAAAGGGAAGGACUUUUCGGCCUGUACAAGGGUCUUUCUUCGUCACUGGUGAAGGCAACAGUUGCGUCUUCGAUUUAUUUCACCGUCUAUGACCAAUUGUUAUGUAUCCUUAAUAAAAAAAUAUAAUACCAUGCAUAAGAGAAAAAGUUGGUGUACCCUU
Molecule: messenger RNA, 1054 nt
Organism: Uranotaenia lowii
Lineage: Eukaryota; Metazoa; Arthropoda; Insecta; Diptera; Culicidae
Product: mitochondrial thiamine pyrophosphate carrier-like
Exons: 1
Coding region: 85-1020 (311 amino acids)
Biological process (GO): thiamine pyrophosphate transmembrane transport
Cellular component (GO): mitochondrial inner membrane
Molecular function (GO): thiamine transmembrane transporter activity
Source: RefSeq, a predicted model, not a curated record